AUGAGACUCAAUCGCACCAUAUCGGUCGUGGGCUGCCACUGUGCCGGCGAGGUUGGCGAUGUCAUUGUCGGUGGGGUUCUCAAUCCACCUAACUGCAAGACCAUGUAUGAAAAGCUCGUCUAUUUCCAGAAUGAGGCCGACGACGUCCGACAACUCCUGAUGAACGAACCACGAGGCCGACCGGCUAUGUGCAUGAACGUCGUCCUCCCACCCUGCGACCCUCGCGCCGAUGCCGGGUUUAUUAUUAUGGAGAGCGACGAGUAUCCUCCCAUGUCAGGCGGUAAUACUAUCUGCACGGCGACGGUGCUGUUGGACACGGGCAUGGUGAAAAUGACGGAGCCUGUGACGAAGCUGGUCCUGGACACACCGUCGGGUCUAGUCGGGGUAACGGCAGAUUGUGAAGAUGGGAAAUGCAAAGCUAUCUCCUUUGAUAAUGUGCCCAGCUUUGUAUACAAAUUGGAUCUUCCGGUGGAGGUGCUUGGGUUGGGGACGGUGAAGGUUGAUAUUGCCUGGGGUGGAAUGCAUUAUGCCAUCGUGGAUGCUCGGUCGAUCGGUCUCAAGAUCGCCAAUGAGAAUGGUCCGAAGCUGAUUGAACUGGGCGAGAGAAUCAAACAGGCCGUGAGAAACACCUAUAAACCGGUUCAUCCAGAAAAUGACCAGAUCCGGGAGGUGACGAUUGUUGAGUUCACCGAGCCACUGCAUCAAAAGGGUGACAAGAGGGUUGCUGUGAACACGGUGGUAGUAUCCCCCGGCAGGUUUGAUCGAUGCCCUUGCGGCACAGGAAGCUCAGCCAGGAUGGCUGUCUUACACGCCAGAGGCGAGCUUCAAGCAGGGGAGAGUUUUGUCCACCAGAGCAUCAUCGGAUCUACUUUCACCUGCCAUAUACGAGGAACCACCACGGUCGGCCAAUAUGACGCGGUCUUACCAACCGUCAAGGGCAGUGCCUGGAUCACAGGUUUCAAGCAGAUGGUCUUGGACCCAUCCGACCCUUUUCCGGCUGGCUUCCGGGUGGGUGAUCAGUGGCAUGUUCGUCAGCAGCAGUGA
Molecule: messenger RNA, 1044 nt
Organism: Aspergillus oryzae RIB40
Lineage: Eukaryota; Fungi; Ascomycota; Eurotiomycetes; Eurotiales; Aspergillaceae
Product: proline racemase family protein
Exons: 1
Coding region: 1-1044 (347 amino acids)
Molecular function (GO): 4-hydroxyproline epimerase activity
Source: RefSeq, a predicted model, not a curated record